UAUAAAAUGGUACAACACUAUUGUUUUGCUGUAUGGAGGUUUACUUGUUGUAACGUUUUUAUUAGCAUUGUUGUUAUAAGACGAAACUUUCUGUAAAAAGCAGAAAUCGUUUGAAUAAAAGAGAACACACUAAAUAAUUAAUAAAACCAUGUCGCAGAAUUCUGAAAAACCACCGAAUCAAGAUGUUGUUGAUCCAACAGGACCAGCUGCAAGGAAAGGAAUCCUUAUAUCUUUUAGGACUGGGAAAACAAUGGAAAUACCUGAGAAAGAUAUCCUUGGGAGAUGCAGAUUUGUUGGCGAAUUUGAAAAAUUAAAUAGAAUUGGUGAAGGCACUUACGGUAUAGUAUACAGAGCAAAAGAUAAAUUAAAUGGCUCUAUAGUGGCUUUGAAGAAGGUGAGGAUGGAUGUUGAAAAGGAUGGUCUUCCACUUAGUGGUCUCCGUGAGAUUCAAGUCCUAAUGGCUUGUAGACAUGAGAAUAUAGUUCAAUUGAAAGAGGUUCUAGUUGGGCGUUCUCUUGAGAGCAUUUUUCUAUCAAUGGAAUACUGUGAACAAGACUUGGCGUCACUGCUAGACAACAUGUCAUCACCAUUCACCGAGUCCCAAGUGAAGUGCUUGAUGCUGCAAGUACUGAAAGGAUUAAAAUAUCUACACUCUAACUUUAUAGUGCAUAGAGAUUUGAAGGUUUCCAACCUGCUGCUUACUGAUAAAGGGUGUGUUAAGAUUGCGGAUUUCGGCCUGGCACGUUGGUUGGGAGCGCCAGCCCGUAGUGCAACUCCUCGCGUCGUAACUCUAUGGUACCGAGCGCCUGAAUUACUGUUACAAUCACCUCGUCAAACUCCAGCACUUGACAUGUGGGCUGCUGGCUGUAUCCUCGGAGAACUGUUGGCCAACAAACCUUUACUUCCCGGGAGAACUGAAAUAGAACAGCUGGAACUUAUUGUUGAUCUACUUGGAACACCUUCAGACGCAAUCUGGCCGGAGUUCAGUGCUCUGCCAGCUCUACAAAACUUUACUUUGAAACAGCAGCCCUACAAUAAUCUCAAACAGAGGUUCCCAUGGCUGUCGGCCGCGGGGCUCCGGCUCCUCAACUUCUUGUUUAUGUACGACCCUAACAAGCGCGCCACGGCCGAAGAAUGUCUACAAAGCUCGUACUUCAAGGAACAACCACUGCCGUGCGACCCCAAGCUGAUGCCCAGCUUUCCUCAGCACAGAAACAUGAAAGGACAGCAAAAGAGUUCCUCUAAUCAGUUGAAUAUCCCCCUGUCAAACUUGAACACGGGUGCUAACGACCAAACCAACAACCUGCCGGCCAUCUCAGACCUACUAAGUGCUCUAGUCAAGAAACGGAGGCUCGAUUGAUGAAACUACAUGUAACACGUAUUAUUAUAGUUAAGUAAGGUACUAAUAAAUUGCACCGAAAUAUUAAAAAAAAGUUUUAUUUUAAAAUU
Messenger RNA from Spodoptera litura, 1449 nucleotides. It is a transcript of the gene Cdc10, whose product is annotated as cyclin-dependent kinase 10. NCBI's taxonomy places the organism in Eukaryota, Metazoa, Arthropoda, Insecta, Lepidoptera, Noctuidae. Gene Ontology annotation, cellular component: nucleus. Gene Ontology annotation, molecular function: ATP binding; cyclin-dependent protein serine/threonine kinase activity. The record is from RefSeq and is a predicted model, not a curated record. Gene Ontology annotation, biological process: regulation of mitotic cell cycle; protein phosphorylation.